GCCCCUCCUCGUGCCGUAUCACGUUCGUUUACCAAGGGGCCAUGACCAAUAGUCAACCCAUAUUUACCAAGCCCGACGUUGGCCGUGCAGGAAAAGAACUCCCUCAUCCUCAUCCUCAUCCUGCCAGGCAAACAAGGUCGCCGUCUGCCUUAGUGUCCCAGGCAGACAGGCACGCCGGGCUCAGCUUGAAGACUAAAGGUGCUUUAGCGAGAGCGGAUCACGAAGUUUCUGCAAAGAAAAGGUUUCCCUAAAAUUUCACUCAAUUCCCUCUCCUCGUACAGGCGGCCGCACAUUGCCAAGCAAUUGGGGUUAGGCAAGAGUUUAAGCCAACAUUGAUUUAGUCCUCUCUCUUUGGCUCUCAGCUUGCUCUCGCUCGUCAAACCCUCCAUUCUUGGUAUAGUCGAGAACCACUGACAGACCAAAGCAGGGCCCGGCUGGGGUGCUGGGCAGAAAAUCCUUGUAAAAAGGGCCUCCUUCUGGG
Messenger RNA from Colletotrichum phormii, 481 nucleotides. RefSeq lists its product as uncharacterized. The record is from RefSeq and is a predicted model, not a curated record. NCBI's taxonomy places the organism in Eukaryota, Fungi, Ascomycota, Sordariomycetes, Glomerellales, Glomerellaceae. The transcript has a single exon. The coding region runs from base 42 to 251 and encodes 69 amino acids.